Anthostomella pinea is the source of this 942-nucleotide messenger RNA. The record is from the annotation of a GenBank genome assembly. Lineage: Eukaryota; Fungi; Ascomycota; Sordariomycetes; Xylariales; Xylariaceae.
AUGGCGGACGCCGUGGAGGAGAUCGAGGCCAAGGGCGGCGGCCUCGACACCGCGAAGGACCUGUUCGCUGGAGCCGCGGGAGGCAUUGCGCAGGUCUUGAUCGGCCAACCCUUCGACAUAGUAAAAGUGCGCCUACAAACAACCACGCAGUACAGCUCAGCCCUCAACGCCGCCACCACAAUCUACGCCAAGGAGGGCGCGCUCGCCUUCUACAAGGGCACGCUGACACCGCUCAUCGGCAUCGGCGCCUGCGUCUCGAUCCAGUUCGGCGCCUUCGGCUUCGCGAAGCGGUACUUCGAGUCCGCCAACGCGCGCGCGCACCCGCUCUCCUCCAUCUUACAGUCCAGUCCCAAGGAAUUGAGUUAUGGCCAAUACUACGCCGCCGGCGCCUUCGCCGGCGUCGCCAACUCCAUCAUCUCGGGCCCCAUCGAGCACGUGCGCAUCCGGCUGCAAACGCAACCCCACGGCGCCGCCCGUCUCUACGCCGGCCCCAUCGACUGCGUGCGCCAGCUCACCUCGCCCCAAAACGGCGGCGUCCUGCGCGGGCUGUACCGCGGCGAGGCCGUCACCAUCCUGCGCGAGGCUCAGGCGUACGGCAUGUGGUUCCUGUCGUUCGAGUACAUGAUGAACGCCGACGCGGCGCGCAACAAGAUCGAGCGCCGCGCCGUUCCCGCCUGGAAGGUCGCGCUGUACGGCGGGCUCGCGGGCGAGGUCUUGUGGCUUGGGAGUUAUCCGUUUGAUGUUAUCAAAUCCAAGAUGCAGACCGACGGCUUUGGUGGUGCCAUGCGCUACAAAAGCAUGCGCGACUGCUUCGCGCAGACGUGGCGCGGCGAGGGCAUGCGCGGGUUCUGGAAGGGCAUCGCGCCUACGCUGUUGAGGGCUAUGCCCGUCAGUGCUGGUACCUUUGCCGUGGUCGAGGCUACUAUGCGGGCGAUUAGCUGA